AUGGAGAGCUUCACAGAGUCACUAAACAGGCUGAAGGAGGUCCACGAGAACGAGGUCCGAGGCCUGCAGAAUAAGCUUCUGGAGCUGAACUCGGAGAGAUGCCGGGACGCCCAGAGGGUGGAGGAGCUCUGCGCCAAGAACCAUCAGCUUAGGGAGCAGCAGAAGGCGCUGAAGGAGAAUGUGCGGGUGCUGGAGAACAGGCUGCGGGCCGGCCUGUGUGACCGCUGCAUGGUCACCCAGGAGCUGGCCAGGAAGAAGCAGCAGGAGUUCGAGAACUCCCUCCUCCAAAACCUACAGCAAGUCUUCAUCCUCACCAACGAGUUGAACCGGCUGCAGCUGGAGAACGAGGCAUUGAAAGAGGAAGUGAAGCGGCUUCGGGGCCCGCGGCUCAAGCCCCAAUACAGGGAGGGUGCCUCAGACCCCCCCUCACCCCUACUACUCCCCUCCCCGGGGGCUUGGAAGGCCAUCGCGGAGAAGACGCUGGGAGGCCACGAGGAGGCCGAGGACGACCAUCCAGGUUCGAGUCCCCAGAGAGAAGAAAAGUCUACGGGGUACAGGACAUCUCCAGUAGCCAAAAUCUCCCCGAGUGCCAGCCUGCCAGAGACACGGGCCCCGGACACGAGCCCCCAGCGAAUCUCCAACCAGCUGCACGGGACCAUCGCCGUGGUGCGGCCGGGCUCCCAGGCCUGCUUCGCUGACCGGGGCUCCACCAACGGGACACCCCCACUGCCACUGACCAGGAGCAGCCCGCCCAGCCCACCCUAUGAGCACAGCCUCCCACUGGACAGCUUUCUGCGGGCCUCCCGGCCCCCCGCCACGGCCUAUGAGUCCCUGAAGCGCUCCCUCCAGGCUGACCACCUGUGCCUCCUGAACCAUCACCUGUCUCUGCACCUUCAGAGCCCCCACUGCAGCCCCCAAGUCCCCGCCACAGCCCCCCGUGGCCCCCGGCCCCAGGGCCCGAAGGCUGGGGAGGCAGAGGCCUGGGAUGAGCCGGUGGGCCUGCUGGGGCUGCCAGGGGCCCUGGUGGACGUGCGAGACCCUCGGCUAAAAGGAGCGUUGCACCUGCUCCUGGCCCAGCAGCUGCGGGCACAGGGGCAGGUGGGCAGUGCCAGGCUGAGGGGCCCGCCCACGCCAGCAGGGACCCCACCCUCCCCACCAGUCAGCUCUGACUCGGAAGGCCCCCAGGGCGAGGCGGCCGAAGCAGCCCUGUCCGGAGGGGGGCACACACAGCCCACAGGCCCAGGCAGCCCCAGGGGACAGGAAGACAGGGCCACACGAGACUAUGUCCCAGACAAGCCCCUGGACCUCUCCGAGCGGGGCCGGGGCCGGCCGGGGUCCCUCAGCCCCCCGAGUGCCCACACUCCCAGCCUGGCGCCACCUCAGGGAGUGGAGCUACCUGCCCGGUCUGGACCCCGGGGACUCAGCAACGAACUCAGCAAGGCCCAAGUGCAAGGGCUGGAGUCAGAUGAGCUGGACGAGUUGGACCCCUCGGACAAUGAGGUGGGCCUGAGCUCCGAGGUGGGGGCCAAGCCGAGCACGCCAGGGGAGGGGUCCAGGUGCUCCUGCACCAAGGAGUGCGGGCGAGGGCUGCUGCAGAAGAGGAAGCGGCCCUCGGGCCCAUGGUGCAAAGCCCCCAAGAAGCCGCCACCGGCAAGAAGGAAUCCAGGGGAGCCCCUGACAGCACACGAGGGGCCCGGGAGCCCAAGGCACCCUGAGGACAGCAGCCCCUCACCCAGCAACAGCAGCUGGGAGGAGACUUAG
Molecule: messenger RNA, 1761 nt
Organism: Mirounga angustirostris (Northern elephant seal)
Lineage: Eukaryota; Metazoa; Chordata; Mammalia; Carnivora; Phocidae
Gene: RBBP8NL
Product: RBBP8 N-terminal like
Exons: 12
Coding region: 1-1761 (586 amino acids)
Source: RefSeq, a predicted model, not a curated record